Messenger RNA from Clarias gariepinus (North African catfish), 1056 nucleotides. Its product is annotated as microfibril-associated glycoprotein 4-like. The coding region runs from base 120 to 878 and encodes 252 amino acids. Gene Ontology annotation, biological process: elastic fiber assembly. The transcript has 5 exons. NCBI's taxonomy places the organism in Eukaryota, Metazoa, Chordata, Actinopteri, Siluriformes, Clariidae. The record is from RefSeq and is a predicted model, not a curated record.
UUUGGAGUUCUUCCCGAAAUUCAAAUUUUUCAAAUUACUUUUCAAAAUGUUAAAACUGUUUAAAUUGAUGUCUGAGGUCUAGAAACUGAACCUCUGCUCCAAAACUGAAGGAGGCUAAAAUGGUUCUAAGUUAUAGUAGUAACAUGAUGUUUUCAGUGGUCUGGACUCUCCUGCUCCCCUUGCUGGUUGGAAGUGCCCCGAUACUGUUCCCGACAGAUUGCUCUGAUGUCUACGUUAAAGGACAGACACUUAGUGGAGUGUACACAAUCUACCCUACAGGGGAAACACCUGUCCAGGUGUACUGUGACAUGGGAUGUCUGGGAAGUCUAACAGAAGAUGGGAAAUGGACGGUGUUUCAGAGGAGAAUGGACGGCAGUGUGAAUUUCUACAGACCAUGGGAGCACUACAAGAAAGGGUUUGGGAACAAGGAUGGAGAAUACUGGCUGGGAUUAGAGAACCUCUACCAGCUCACACAUAAGAGGAAAUAUGAGCUGAAGGUGGACCUGCAGGACUUUGAUGGAGCGACGGUUUACGCUCGGUAUUCUUCUUUCUCUGUCGAAUCAGAAGCCGAGGGCUACAAACUCCAUGUUAGUGGUUUCAUUAAUGGAGGUGCAGGUGAUUCUAUGGCUACAAACAACGGACAGAAAUUCUCCACCUUAGAUAAAGACCAGGACUCACAUACACAGCUGAACUGUGCUAAAUCCUUCCUCGGGGCUUUUUGGUACAGUGAUUGCCAUAAUAACAACCCUAAUGGGAUAUACCUGUGGGGACGUGACGGCACUCAUUACGCCAUUGGAAAUGUGUGGCAACUUUGGAAAGGCUAUGAUUACGGUCUUAAAUACAUCGCCAUGAAGAUCAGACCUGUGUCUGUAGCAUAAUGAUGUGUUUCUGUUAUUAACAUCAGUGUUGUUGGAAGUGGUGAUGGUUUCUUUUUAUUCUCUCUCUCAGUUUAAGUGUAAAUUUCUAGAUUAAAUAAAGCAUUUAGCCAGAACACAAGAAUUUGAAGGAACCAGAUUUUUUUAUGCAAUUAACAAUAAAAUGCAGGAUUUGAAGCAA